UAUUUCAAUACACCUACAAAUAUCUGAGUUACUAGUCUGGCAGCUGGAGGCAAAAGGCCUUUGGAUUAGUAUUUGUGGUCACCAUAGAAGUGAGUCUCUCAGAGAAGUGUGAAUAAAGAGAAGGUCAUACCAAGAACUGAUUUGGAAGGCUUCUCCACAGGCACUUAAUUCUUAGAAAUUUACAGAUGAAAAAUGCUAUCUGACUAUUAAUAGAUAGGAAUGAAAUAUGGAUGAGGGGACACUAAAGCUGGAAUAGCAAGUAGAACAAAGGGGAUAGGGGACUUGGGGACAUAAGAAACCAGACAAGAGCUGCAGACUUGGACAGAACUAUGUAAGACCUAGAUAAAAAAGGAAAGUUUAGAUAAAAGAAUGAAGAGCUGAAUGUUAUGAGAAAGUAUUUUAAGAAGGACUGGGACAUGGCUACCAGGGAACCUUAAAUAAAAGAAGUUAUACAGACAGGAUAAAAGAUGAGCAGAAACAAAAAAGUUGCCCUAGCUGCUGAUACUGGUAUGGUCAACUUUGCAGAGAAAAAGCCAGAGUUGAUAACAGGCUAGAAAAAUAAAAAGGAAAAGCAGUCAGGUUAAAUCUGUAGUUUAUGUGACAGACAGGCAGGAGGUACAGUAAUGCGUGGAGAGAGUUUCCAGGGGAGAAUGUAAAGUACAUUAAAAACUUGAAUUAGUGCUAAUAACAUUUCCAAAUGAAUAUGCAGAACACUUGAUAUAAGCAGUCAUCAAUGAGGCCUGAACGGACAGAAGAGAAUACAUGCAGCAUAAUCUGAAGUGAGGUCUCCCAGGAUCAUUUGCCGAGCAACAAACAAGGCCUGGGAGAUUUCCUAGUCCAGGGAAAUGGUGUGAAUGGAGAGCAUGGGGUGCGGUGCUCACCAUAGUUCAUUGUCAGCAGUGAGACAAACCAGCCUUUGCAGUAUCCUAGUUACCACAUGUAGUUUAUGAAGGCUGAAGAAGUAUAGACAUUAUUUUUUCCAGAGCUUGAAUCUAGAUGUCCCUUGAUGGCUUUUAAGUGCUGGCACAAAGCAAAGAACAAUAUCCAUGUUCCAACAGGACAUCUAACCCCAUCAAAAAGCCCCGUUGGUGCACUAUUUUAGACAUAUAUUUCAGUCACUGGAACAGGAAUGUGGCUGUGUUUGAAAACUUGUGGCUGUGGUAUAGAAAUAUAUUGAGAAUGAAGAGAAAAAUAACCAGAACAGUAUGAACUGAAGGAAUAAUUGACAAGGCUGCAAAAGCGAGGGAAAAACACAAGAGUGGGUAACAGAUCCUACAGAGAAAUCUAGCUGUGUAGAACCAUGUGAGUCUUGUUAUCAGGUGUUGCACUGGAGCAGAAAAUGCACAUAGCAGAUAGGAAGACAGAGAGAUGGAGAAAGGUACAGUUUCAUUUGCCUUGAUUUUCAGGCUUGGAGUGUUUCACUAACAGAUCACCGGUCUCUGUGGUAACAUUAAUUUAUUAGCUGUAAGUAAGCAAACACAUAAAUGUUUAUGAACAGUCCUGCCCAUUUCCAUUGCUUAGCAUUGCACGCACACUUCCCAUUUCAGUUAGCCACUCAGUUUGGAGUGUGUUUAUCCCCCAUGUCUGUCCAUGGAUGCAAAUACAAAUGACUGAAGGAUCCGUGCCCGCACUUGUGACACUGCCUGUCCCUCACCUGGGCUUGGAGCCCGCACAGAGGAGGCGUGAUGAAGGUUUUGCUCAGGCUUGCAUUAGUGAGGCACGCACGGUCAGACCCAGCACCCCGUGCCUCUGGGGAAACACACACGCCAUUAUCCCCUCCGCACCACACAACUCACUGCUGUGUUUGCCACACGCUGGGUGUCACCCAGCGGGCCCACAGCACACAUAGGAGCCUCCCGUCCCCAGGAAGCCUGACCGUGUUUGCCAUAUGGUCGCACUCACCUGCUAGGGCGAGAGACAGACGGGCAACACAGCACUCAUAAUGAAGCCCCCCACUGGGCUGCCCUAAAAAACGGGGGAAAAAAGUGGCCGUAAGUGCUAAUCAGAGCGCCGUGCGGCCUUGCGGUAGGGCGGGAUGGUGGCACAGCUCUGCCCGCGGCCCGGCCCCUCACGCACGGCCGCCACAUUCGCCAGCUGGGAGACAGCGGCAGCCCAGCGACCGCAGCCCAGCGACCGCAGCCCGCUCUCGGGGUGGCCGCGCGCCGGGGUGGCUUUUCCAGGGCGGGGGGCUCCGUCAGCGCGACGUCCCUUCACACCCCUCGCCUCCCCUCCCUUCCGUUCCCGCCGCGCCACGGCGGCUGCGCGCGGUCUGAGGGGGAGCGCGGGGCUCCCCUGGCGGUGACGUGCGUUGCCAUGGCGACGCCCAGGCAGCGUCUCGCGCCGUGGGGGGGGGCUGAGGGGAUGACAACAAAUAUGGCGGAGAGGAGCAGGACGGCAGAGACGGGUAGUGACAUAGGAGGUGAUGAAAUCAUAGCAGGAAAUGUGAACAAGUAUGCUGUUCUCCCAGCUGGGUAUUCUGGACAGCCUAAAAAAGGACAUCUUGUAUUUGAUGCCUGUUUUGAAAGUGGUAAUCUUGGAAGAGUGGACUACAUCACGGAAUUUGAGUAUGACCUUUUCAUCAGACCAGAUACCUGUAACCCACGCUUUCGAGUUUGGUUCAACUUCACUGUUGAAAAUGUAAAAGAAUCACAAAGAGUAAUUUUCAAUGUCGUCAACUUCAGUAAAACAAAAAGCCUCUAUAGAGAUGGAAUGGCUCCAAUGGUGAAAUCCACAAGCAGACAAAAAUGGCAAAGAAUACCCUCCAAAAAUGUGUAUUACUAUCGCUGUCCGGACCACAGGAAGAACUAUGUCAUGUCAUUUGCUUUUUGCUUUGACCGUGAGAACGACACUUAUCAAUUUGCCUACUGCUACCCUUACACCUAUACUCGCCUUCAGCACUAUCUUGACAACUUACAGAGGAGGAACAUGGACUACUUUUGCAGAGAACUGCUAGGACUCAGCGUGCAGAGACGGCAGCUUGACCUUCUGACAAUAACCAGCCCCGAGGACAAAACUGACCUUGAGAACAGUGUGAUGCAGAAGAAAAUUAAAAUCCCCAAACUCUCUCUCAAUCACGUAGAAGAAGCUGGGGAGGUUACAGAUUAUGGGGAAGAAGAUGUGGAGCUUAGACACAGUAAGAGGCAAGAUGGAAGGAAACAAAGUGAAGGUACACACAAAAGCAUCGAAGCAGUUGUUGCUCGCCUUGAAAAACAAAAUGGGAUGAGUCUCAGUAAUACUUCCAGCCCUGAGGAGGCUUUCAUGGAGGCUUCAGAAGGGAUGAACAACAUGGACGAUGCUGUAGUCCCUCGGAUUCUGUAUGAAGAAUUGCUGAGGAGUUACCAACAGCAGCAAGAAGAAAUGAGACACAUUCAACAGGAGCUUGAAAGAACACGGAGGCAGCUUGUGCAACAAGCAAAGAAGCUAAAGGAAUAUGGGGCACUCGUGUCAGAAAUGAAAGAGCUCAGAGACUUGAACAGGAGACUCCAGGAUGUACUGCUUCUAAGACUAGGUAGUGGACCUGCCAUUGAGCUUGAAAAAGUAAAACCAGAAACAAUUGAGCCUGAACCUGAGGUACAGAAGACCUUCAGUGAGGAAGCAAAUACAUCAACGUAUUUUCCUGCCCCUGUUCCAGUAAUGGACAAGUAUAUUCUCGAGAAUGGAAAGGUCCAUCUUGGCAGUGGAAUUUGGGUAGAUGAGGAGAAAUGGCACCAGCUGCAAGUAACACAAGGAGAUUCAAAGUAUACAAAAAAUCUAGCGGUUAUGAUUUGGGGAACAGAUGUUCUCAAGAACAGAAGUGUCACAGGAGUUGCAACCAAAAAAAAGAAAGAUGCCGUUCCCAAGCCACCUCUCUCACCUCACAAAUUAAGCAUUGUCAGAGAAUGUUUGUAUGAUAGAAUAGCACAAGAAACUGUGGAUGAAACUGAAAUUGCACAGAGACUCUCCAAAGUCAACAAGUACAUCUGUGAAAAAAUCAUGGAUAUCAAUAAGUCAUGUAAAAAUGAAGAAAGGAGGGAAAGUGCAAAGUUCAAUUUGCAAUAAAUUUUGGAUUUUUAAUAAAAUCUUAGUGUUUUA
Phasianus colchicus (ring-necked pheasant) is the source of this 4071-nucleotide messenger RNA. NCBI's taxonomy places the organism in Eukaryota, Metazoa, Chordata, Aves, Galliformes, Phasianidae. The record is from RefSeq and is a predicted model, not a curated record.